AAGAAUGGCUCUGCUUAAAUUGUCAGACUCAGAGGUUGAUGUCUGGAGGCUUGGGAGACGCACCACUUCCCGUCCCUCAACCGUCUCCACAGCAACCCCAGCCACCGGCCAAUCAGCAGCAAGCAUCGCAGCAGAAGGAGACAUGUCAACAGUCUGAACCAAAGCCUACAAGCCAGAAGUCAGAACAGAAACCUUCUGGGACUGAAACAAGCGGACAGCCGGACAAACUUAAGAAGGAACCUGAAAUCCAACCAUCUCCAGCCAAGCCUGAUACCUCCACUGGAACAACAGAUGGCAAGAAAGAGGAAGAAGCUCAAAGUCUGAAAAAUGAUAAUGAGACAAAGUCCAGCACUCAGAGCCUAAGUGAUACGGGAUAUUCCUCUGACGGUGUGUCCAGCUCACAGAGUGAGAUCACAGGGCUAAUACAAGAAGAUGCGAAUAAACCCCCCAAUGCUUCUGAGAUCACUAAGCCAGAGACCAGCGCGCACCAUUGUGAAGCUAAAGAAGAUGAUGAUAAGAAGCAGCGCCCAUGUUCCUUAUCUAUCAGCAACGAGGGACAUGAAGAGCAACUAGAUGGAGUCAGGGAGGAGGAUUAUAAGAAACCACAGAAAGACACAACAGAUGAAGAGUUUAUGAGAAGCAAGACUGCAGAAAUGAGUGUGGACAGGGAAGACAACCAGAUGACUUCACAAGGAGGCCUGCGCCGAUUCAAGACUAUUGAACUGAACAAUACAAAUACCUACAAUAGUGAUAUAGAGCUCAGGAACAACAGAGAACCAGAGCUUGAAAUGGAGACUCUGACUGGUUCUCCUGAUGAACGUUCAAGGGGAGAAUAUUCAUCAACCCUCUCUGCAACCACAUCCAGCUACACUUCUGCAAUUUCUCCAACUUCUGUCUCAUCUAUGGAGGAAGACAGUGACAGCAGUCCCAGUCGCAAACAGAGGCUUGAGGAUGCCAAACAACAGCGUAAAGCUCGGCAUCGCUCCCACGGACCACUCUUGCCCACUAUUGAGGACUCUUCUGAAGAAGAUGAGUUGAGAGAAGAGGAGGAACUUCUCAGAGAACAGGAAAUGAUGAGAGAAGUGGAACAGCAAGGUAUUCGAAGCACUGCCAGAAAAACAAAAAGGGACAAAGAGGAGUUGAGAGCUCAGAGACGCAGGGAGAGGUCAAAAACACCACCCAGUAACCUGUCCCCAAUUGAGGAUGCAUCUCCUACGGAGGAGCUCCGGCAGGCAGCGGAAAUGGAGGAACUUCACCGGUCAUCUUGCUCAGAAUAUUCUCCAUCUAUUGACUCCGAGGCUGAGGGGUUUGAAAUGAUGACGUCAAAGUCACGCAAGACUGCAAAUGAACAUAAUCUUCCAACUUUUAUGUCACUGUACUCCCCUACUGAAAAACUAACUAGCACAUCACCUUGUUCUGCUGAUAAAACACCAAAAAGUGCAGAAGUGGCCUAUGAGGAAAUGAUAAGGAAGGCUGAGACGUUGCAGAAGAGUCAAGGAGAGCAACUGCUAAAUAAUUCUAAGGAAAUUGAAAAACAGCUAUUAGAUGCUAGGUUAACAGCUGCUAAAUUACUGGAGCAAAAUAGAGCUCCUCUGACCCCUGGGACUAGUCCUACGCAAAUUUCAGCCCCAAUCUCUCUUCCUGAUGUUCAUGCUCCUUCCCAAAUAGCAAACAGAAGCAUUUCCAGACAACAGUCCUUGCAAGAAUCUGGCAGCCCUAGUAAGCUGAUGACCAUCAACUCCUCCACAUCUCCACUUUCCUCACCAACAAGACUAAGUCGUCAGUCAACAAUUCAUAGUUAUACACCUGAAUCUAGUUCUCCAACCUCCACACAGCGCCAAUCUCUAUAUCAAUCUCCUCAACACAGCUUUUCUAAAGACAGACUUCCUAACAGCACAGGAAGAAUGGAAGAGGAAAUGGAAAAUAUAUCCCUCUGCAGACUUUCAACUGUUCCUGGAACAUCCAGGGUUGCUGAGCAAGGCAAGAUUCAACAAAGCAGUAGUAUUGUUGAUCUCAGAGCACCAAUAAAGCCAGCCCCACUCAUUAUGACAGAGCAGGGCAUGGAUUUAACGUCUGUAGCUACAGAAAUACGUAGGUACUCCAUUGGCAGUGAGGGGAGUUAUAGCCGACAUUCUACAGCUGUUCAGCCUCUUAUCAUGAAUCUGAACACUCAUGAACAUCCACGUGUGGCUGCCUCAACACCAACAACAGUCAAUGUCACUGUAGCAGCCUCUAAGUUUAUAUCCCAGCCAAAAAAACCUGUGAUUUAUGGUGACCCUCUGCAGAACAAAGUGGACCUUGGUCAAGGGUUAGGAUCUGCAGUGUGCCUGACUCAAAGCAAAGUGUCACCAAACUACGCUUCCAUUCCAAAGAUAGAUGCAUGUCUGGAAGACUUAGGUAUACAACAACAACAGCUGCAGUUGCAGCAAGAGAAAUUACAAAAACAGAAGGAGAAGCUUGAACAACAACUCCAGGCAGCUUCUUUUGCUAGGUAUAACUUGGCUAAUCAAGCCCAGCCCAUGCUCUUGAAGAAAGACCUUCUGGUGUGCCAGACUACCAAUCCCCAGGCACCUGUUAGCAGGUGUGCAAUAUCCAGGACAUCUUCUCUUCCAUCACAAACUGUUUCUUCAACAUCACAUGACAUCUAUUGUGGCAUCCCUCUGGAGCUGAAGUCUAAACCCACUGCUGUGAAUCUGACUAUGGGCAAAUCUCAUGCUAUGAUGGUGCAGCUGGUGGACAGCACUUCUCAAGGGAAAACAGUUACACAGCUAGUUAAAACAUCAGAACUGCCUAACCAGGAUGUCCUGGACUUGACUGGGCAGAUAAAGGCAGAGACCCAGUUGGCAUGUUGUGAUGUAGUCUACAACUUGCCUUUUGGAGGAAGUUGCAAGGGACCCUUCAGUCAGAAAGUAAUGCUAGAAGAGAAGAUGUCUGCUACAGAUGCCUCACAAACCAGUUAUUCAGCCCAUGCUCUUGAGGUCAGUGGGAACCUCCAGGCAGAGCCUCGUCAAGAAAGUCACCAAUAUCAAGAACAUGCUUCAGUCAACCAAAAUGUAAAUGAAGACAACAAAUCCCAACCUGCAUCUAUAUCUGGACAAUCUGUAUCUGGACCACCUGUAUCUGUAUGUGAACAACCUGAACUGGUAUCUGGACCACCGGUAUCUGUAUCUGGACAACCUGGUUCUGAACCACCUGUAUCUGUAUCUGCACAACCUGGAUCUAUAUGCGCACAACCAUCUUUAUCAAAUACUGAUUUUGUUGAGGCUGGACUCCAAGGUGAUCAUUCUAAAACUAACCCUGGAACAUAUUUAAAUACCAUACAGAAAGAUUACGUAGGAGGUUACCUUGGAGUAGGUGCACAGUAUGGAUCCUACACAGAUCUACGGCAACAAAAUAACAUAGGUCAAUCAUUCCCUAUGCGAAGGUAUGGAUCCAUGUCCAGCAUUAACACAGACUAUGGUUAUUCCACUAUCCCAGAAUCCAGUUUAGCUCAGUAUAGUGCGACCACUGCCCGGGAAAUCAGUCGAAUGUGUGCUGCUUUGAAAUCAAUGGACCAGGUUGGUGGAAGAUAUGGAAAUAAUCCUGAAGUUUUCCAGUAUGGUUCUGUAGCAGGAGGCGGUCCUCUAGGCAGACCCAGCUUACAACAAGGUUUAACAUCAGUGAGAGCUAGCCUAAUUUAUGGUCAUAAUGGGGGGCACCCGGCACAAGGUCAAGUAUAUGCGAAUUUAAUCAAUUCAAAUCAAGCUAGUCUACGAUAUCCCUCAGCUGUUAGAUCUGCAGAUGGCAUGAUUUAUUCUACUAUAAACACCCCAAUCGCUUCCACAUUGCCAAUCACAACCCAGCCUGCCUCAGUUCUAUGUCCCACGCUACAGGGAAUUUACAGACCCUGCACACCUAGCAGUCUGACUUCAGUACCUUUAGCUAGCCUCACCAGGUUACCUCAAGUAACUCCAAGAAUGCCUCUUUCUGCACAGGGACCUUAUCGUUAUCCUCCACCCAGCCGUUUCCCUUCAGGCCCCUGUGCAGCUGCCAAUGCAACACCCCAGAUUCCAAUUUAUCUUGGAAAGCCUUCUAUAAAACCUACAGUGCCCAGUACUAUGCAGACAGCUGAAUCCUUACCACCAGCUCAAUCUAGCCAACAGGUGACACAUCCCGCAUCUAUCAUAGUGUCCACACAACAGCAAUCCCAAUCUCACUUUACGAUGCAAAUUGCCCCAAAGAUUCCAGUGCAACCCCAAACUCAAACACAAUCACAAAUUCAGAUGCAGCCUCAAACACACCAGAACAUCCCCCGGGCUGCACAAGUUACAACAACCAAAACUAGCAACCCAGAAAAAGAGAAAGAGGAAGAGCAGUUGCGUCAAAAGCAGGAACAGCUGUUGCAGUUAGAGCGAGAACAUGUGGAGCUGGAGAAAUUACGUCACUUGCGAUUACAAGAAGAACUUGAAAGAGAUCGUAUGGAGUUACAACGACACAGAGAAAAAGAGCAAUUGUUAGUUCAGCGUGAGAUUCAAGAGCUGCAGAGUAUCAAGCAACAGGUCCUAAAGCAGCAACAUGCUGAAAGAGAAACUCAGUUGGUCUUGCAAAGGGAACAGUUAGCCCAACAGAAAGUGCAACUGGACCAGAUCCAAUCACUGCAGCAACAGCUCCAACAACAUCUUGAGCAGAAGAGACAGAAGACAGCUGAUACAAUUACUCCAGCUGCAGCUACAAGUGCUCAAGGAUUCUCUGUUAUCUGUCCCAUAACUGGCAAUAUAAUUCAGAAAGAUCUCACGCAACCUUAUGCAGAUGGGCAAGGACUGAUCGCUUCCAGACCAUUGCCUAGUUCCACUUCUGAAAUGUCUCUAAAGAAUAAUGAGGAGCUUUUGGAAUCUAUAAAGAAACAAAACUCAAUGCCUCGUUUGAGGGAUAGCGCAGAAGGGGAAGACAAUCAGCUCCUUGUGAAGAGGAUUACUGACAGCUGUGUGCAGACUGAUGAUGAGGAAGGGGAAGAGAGAUCGAUCAUAUCUCGACGGAGAAGAACUAGACAUAUUGUUGAUAGUAGUGUCCAGACAGAUGAGGAGGACCAAGAUGAAUGGGAGCAACCAGUGCGGCGCAGAAGAUCACGCUUUUCCAAGCACUCAAGCUUAGAGUCAAGCUUAGAGAACAAACUUGACACAUCUAAAGUGUCUUCCCUGAAUGUUGCCAUUCAGACUAUAAAUGACUCUUCAUGUCAAACUGAACUAGAGCUUUUGAGAGGAAUCUCUCCUUCAAUUCAUAUAACAUCAGAGCCUAGGGUUGAAUUUUUGCACUACAUUUCUGCCCCAGAGAGGAACCGGCGGGGAGAAAGCCUUGCUUGUCAGACAGAGCCUGAGUCCCAGUCACAAGGGGUGGUUGUACCCCAGGUAAAUGUGUCCUCCACUGUGGAUCCCCUCUCCUUACGAAUAACAGGAACAAGUAAAUUUGAACGCAGAAAGCCAGAUCCCCUAGAAAUAGGUUUCCAGAACGAACCUGUCUCCAGCCUGGUUCGACAGCCUCCUAAGUCACCCCAGGUCUUAUACUCCCCUGUUUCCCCUCUGUCCCCACAUCGACUACUAGAGAAUUCCUUCUCCUCCAGUGAGCGUCUCAACAAAGCUCACGUUCCUCCACAGAAGCACUUUUCAGUUGAUUCUCCAGAACACCACCAGCCUCUGCCCCAUCCUAUAAAGAGCAUGCAGCGUUCUUUGUCAGAUCCUAAACCCAUCAGCCCUACAUCAGAAGAUCCUGCCCAGGCCAAGUUCUCCAUUUACCAGCAUCAAGCUCUCCUGAACAAGCAGCAGAACUUGCCGACAAGGAAGGUGAAAAGGACCCUGCCUAGUCCACCUCCGGAGGAGAGCUCCCUUCCCAUCGUGACCCCUACCCACAAUUCUAUGUUUGCGUCUACGAAUAUGGCCCAAGCAGCACUCAGUGCCCCCAAGCCUGGGCUGCUGAUUGAUCUGAGGGUAGUGGAGCAGGAGUCCAGCAAGCUUCGCAAACAGCAGGCUGAACUAGAAGAGGAAGAGAAGGAGAUCGAUGCCAAGCUGCGUUGCUUGGAACUCGGCAUCACCCAGCGCAAGGAAACUCUGAUAAAGGAGCGGGAGCGGCGAGAGUUAGCCUAUGUCCGCUGCAUGGGUGAAUCCAGGGACUACACACCAGACAGUGAGCUCACUACCCAGCACUUGAGGGGGACACCCUUUGACAACAGUGGCUCACUCACAAGACUUAGUACAGCUUCUUUAAAUCAGUUUACAGCUAAUCAACUGACCCCUGGCUCCUCCUUCCUCAGCUAUGACUACCAGCAGAGCCAACCUGGACCUCCUCCACAAGACUGCCCUGCCUACCAGCAGAGAGGCUUCCAGCCCCCUCAGUACCAGACUGUCUCGCUAGGUCAGCCUCAGCCUGGCACAUUUCAGCCCCAGUCCUCUGCUGCUGUACUCCACCAGUCACACAUCUUCUCCCAGAACCAGGCUUCCUAUCAAACAAGUCUAUUACUACAGCAGAGCCAUACUGGGUUCCAGCCACCUCCUAGUUCUGCAUCUUAUGUAUCACAGACACAUCCAUAUUCUGAGGAGACAGGCCAGGGUAUUUCUCUGCAGCCACAGCCAAAGACCCAGCAUCAGAAGCCUAGACAGACCUCAUUAGCUGACCUUGAACAGAAGAUGCCCACUAACUAUGAAGUCAUUAGCACUCCCACUGUGGCAGUGGCCGCCACAGCUCUAGAAGAUAUCUACAAUUCCGCUUACUCAUCCACAACUAUAUCUAACACUUAUGGGCAAUAUAGGCCACCAGAGCAGAGUCUCUCUGCCGAAAUCCAUUCUCCUGUUAACCCUACACCUGCCUAUUCCUCAGAAGGCCACUAUACAAACCUAGAGCAAAACAUCCCCCGAAAUUAUGUAAUGAUAGAUGACAUCAAUGAGCUCACCAAAGAGAGCAGAGAUAUGUAUAGAACUGAUAGAAAUGGUGGUUAUGGGAACAUGAGCCACUAUGGAAGGGCUGGUGAAAAUCCUGAAGAUCUGUAUGAUCAUCAGGGUAGAGUUAGGGGGGACUACAAUUCACAUGUGGAUGGAUCUUCCUAUUACUAUGAUGACUACAGGUCAUCUUCAUACACGCAUUCUAAGAACAUGACUCCGGCUGUCAUGUCUUCUAAACGUAACAAGCACAGGAAGCCGGGCAUGGAUCAGAUCUCAAAGUUCUCACCGAUUGAAGAAGCGAGGGACGUGGAAUCUGACCUGGCCUCGUAUAACAUGGCCACAUCAAGAGGCAGCAGCAACAUUGCAUCUAGGGCCAGGAGGCUUCAGGAUGAUAUUACAUAUGGACUAAAGAAGAAUGUUUAUGAACAGCAGAAAUAUUAUGGCAAGUCCAGUCAUGAUGGCCUGGAAGAAGACAAUCGCAUGUAUAGUUCUGGAAGGUCAAGGUCAACGGGCUAUGGGAUGGAUAAGAUUGCAUCCCGAGAAUAUGGCAGCUAUAGGAGCAAAUCAUAUGAGAUGAACAUUGAGGAACGUUCCCACAGGGGAAGUCACAGGCGUUCCCAGAAUCUUGAUGAGAGCCCAAUGAAUGAGGCACAAGACCCAACUGGGUCAGAGUCACGUGAUAGGUACAGUCAAUAUGGCUCCAGUCACUCUUUGCCUGAUGUGCAGGACCGCACAACGGACUUGCCGAGAAGCCACAUUUACAAACAAGAUGAUCCUAACCUGGUAGAUGACAUGAAUUGUGCUGUAUCUGAUAGUGAAGCGUAUCAUUUGGGACAGGAGGAGACAGAUUGGUUUGAGAAGCCGCGGGAGAGCCGCUCUGAACGCUCGAGACAUCAUAGCGGCAGUUCCUCAACUCACAGGAGGAGACACUCACAGCAUGAGUACGAUGAACCCCUUGAGAAGGAACCCUUGCCGCAGGAUGACUAUGCUCAGCCGCGUUCUUCUUCAUCUGCAUCACAGGACCACGGGCAACAGGGAAGUAGCUCAAGAAGGCAUUCCACCUCUUCCAGGCACUCAUGUGAUGACCUGCGGUCCUCCAGGUCUUCCAGAGAACACACUAAUGACCCCUCUGUACAUCCAGAAUCUCGGGGGUCACCUUCCACAGCAAAGCGUAGGACUUCGGACUCUAGGUCCACACAGGACCACCCUUCUGAUCAGUCCCAGGAUCCAUCCAGCCACCACCAAGGUUCGCCUGGACCUAGGAGGCAAAAGCAGACAUCUUCGCCAUCAUCAAGAAGACAUGAAAUGCAGCGCAUGGCAUCCACAGAGUCCAAGUCACAGUCUUCCAGUCCAAAGCACCGGGCCUCCAGUGGGCAACAGCCCUCUUCUCAACAGCAAGAAGGACAACAAGGGCAUGGGCAGCAAAAGCCACAGUCCAGGAGAGGGUCAGGGGCAGGAGUUGAGGCUGGGGCCGAGGCUCAGGUCGAGGCUGGGGCUGGUGCUGGGACAGCACAGCACCAGCAGUCCACACCUAGCCAGCCUCCAGCCCAGGCCCUGGCCCAGGUCCCAGCCCAAGCUCCAGCCCCAGCCCAAGCCCAGACCGAGGCCCCUGCCCCGAUCCAGGCCCCGGUCCAGGCCCCAGCUUCAGCUCAGGCCCCAGAUCUUGCCUCAGACCCGGCCCCGGCUGAAGCUGGAGCCCAGGCCCAAGCCCAAGCCCAAGCACAGACUCCAGAGUCAGACCCUACCCCAGACUUGGCCCCAGUCUCGGCUCCCGCCCCAGCCCUGGCCCAAGCCCCAGCUUCAGCCCAAGCACCAAGCCAAGCACAGCAGCCACAAUCUAGCCCCAAACGUACUCCAGUGGCAAAGACAGACCCUACACCUGAUGCUUCUAACCCGGGGAUAAAGCCAACAGGGUCUCAGCUUGCCAAAUCCCAGCCAGUGCCGUCCACAGGCAUAGGUAAGCAGGUGCUCCAGCCAGUGCCGUCCACAGGCAUAGGUUCCAGAGCUGCACCGAAUGCUGUGGGGCCAGCCAGUGCUGCAGCUGCCGGACAACCAGCCGCUGAAGGCGACAACGUCUUUUCCAAAAUCCUGCCAGGAGGUGCAGCUGAACAAGCCGGCAAACUGGGUGAUGCCAUGUCAGCUAUUGGCAAGAAAUUCACUUCUUUCUGGUGAGCUUCGAAAGGAUCUGGUGAGAGAGAGCGACGCGAGGCUUCGUACUAGAAAAACCUAUGAUCCCACCUUCACCGCCCCCCCAUCCAAGAAAGGCAGGCGGGGGCAGCAACUCCCAAGCAGUGUGA
Paramormyrops kingsleyae is the source of this 9205-nucleotide messenger RNA. The record is from RefSeq and is a predicted model, not a curated record. NCBI's taxonomy places the organism in Eukaryota, Metazoa, Chordata, Actinopteri, Osteoglossiformes, Mormyridae.